Messenger RNA from Vicia faba (fava bean), 1248 nucleotides. NCBI's taxonomy places the organism in Eukaryota, Viridiplantae, Streptophyta, Magnoliopsida, Fabales, Fabaceae. The record is from the annotation of a GenBank genome assembly.
AUGCCGUACUGCGACGUCGGAACACAGAUUUCCUCCCCAACCACCUCCUCCUCCGCCGUCGCACCAGCCGAUGCUCAACUCAACAAUGACGUCAAAAUAUUUUACAGAACUUACGGUCGCGGUCCCACCAAAGUCCUUCUAAUCAUAGGAUUGGCUUCUUCACAUGAAGGGUGGGGCCCACAAAUCAAGGGAUUAACUGGAACAGACGUACCUAACGAUGAAGACGACGUCGUUUGGAGUGGAGGUGACAAUGAGGCCGGUGGUGGUAUCGAGGUUUGCGCUUUUGAUAAUCGGGGCGUGGGUCGGAGCUCCGUGCCUAUCAGAAAGUCCGAUUACUCAACAAGGAUCAUGGCAAAGGAUGCAGUUACUUUGUUGGAUCAUUUAGGUUGGAAAAAGGCACAUGUUUUUGGCCACUCGAUGGGGUCUAUGAUAGCUUGUAAAUUAGCAGCAAUGGUUCCUGAUAGAGUUCUUUCAUUGGCGUUGCUCAAUGCAACCGGAGGGGGUUUUCAAUGUUUUCCAAAGUUUGACCGACGAACAUUUUCUGUUGCUUACCGUUUCUUGAAGGCAAAGAGCCCUGAGCAAAGGGCUGAAGUUGAUUUGGACACCCACUAUUCACAAGAAUAUCUUGAGGAAUAUGUUGGAACUGUGAAGAGGAGAGCGAUAUUGUACCAGCAAUAUGUUAAAGGAAUAUCAAGUAGUGGAAUGCAAUCUAACCACGGCUUUGACGGUCAACUCAGUGCAUGUUGGAACCAUAAAAUGACACAAACAGAGAUCGAAGUAAUCAAAUCUGCAGGUUUUCUUGUUUCCGUCAUUCAUGGCAGGGAUGAUAUAAUUGCUCAGCUAUAUUAUGCAAGAAGACUUGCCGAGAGAUUUCAUCCAAUGGCUCGGAUGGUAGAUCUUCAUGGCGGUCAUUUAGUGAGCCAUGAGCGGCCUGAAGAGGUUAAUCAAGCACUUUUUGACUUGAUCAAGGCCUCAGAAGUGAAGAUGAUCCCUCAUGAUUGGACUAACUUGCCAAAUGCAUUGUCUUAUGAUUUAAUUAGCAUCCAACAGUCCAAAUCUUUACAGCCACACAACACAGAGCUAUGUUUCAUCAGUGUGCAUACCCGGUCUCAGCUGAAUUUACAGUUCGAGUUGGAAAUUCCACCGCAUACAUUGAAAGUCAAUAAACCCCUUCUUUUUAAUAGGUGGGUAAUAUAUAAUUUGGUAAACCCUAAAGGGAUAGAUCACAGUAAGGGUUCAGCUAGAUGA